CCCCGCCUCCUGACUGUGAGGGCGGGUGUCAGACUCAGGUGGCUACCCUGGUGAAUAAUUGAAGAGAUGACAUACCAGUACUGUUCUCCUCACUUGUAUUGACCUCUCUUCUUAUUAGUACAGUAUUCUGAAUUCUUCAAGAUAUUAAUUACACUGCUGUUUGUAAAUCUUGUGGAGAAAUGUUUGCAUUGUAUAGGGACUUACUUUUGGAAGUUUUCUUGGCUUACAUUUCCCUCUCCCUUUGUUAUGGCUUGGCCCCUAUGCUCUGGUACUUCCCGCUUCAGGUUUUGGAAAUCACCGGCUAUGAAAUCCUUGCUGCAGUUUACGGCACACCUUUAAUAUUGAGCAGCACAACAGUGUGGAAAUUGGCCAACAAUAAGUAUGUCAUUGCCUUUCUCAGACUAAUCACUCUAGGAAGCAUUGCUUCUUAUCAAGCCUCUUGCCCUCUUACCCGAACUGUAACACUGGCUCUUGGUGUAGCUUCAGCUCUGCUUGUUCAAGCCAUCACCUGGUGGUCAGGAGACCUUCAGCAAAGGCUCUGCAGAUUUUGGGGUUUCAUUCUGGGUCAUAUUCUGCAACUUGUAUUAAGGAUCUGGUGCACCUCCCUGAACCCAGUGUGGGCAUCCAAUACCUUCAACUCUUUAAUACUGGCUGUGGGUGCCAUUGUGACUUUGGAGAGAAUACGUUCAGAUUUUCAGAAGAUAUCUCAGAUAGAAGAGAAGAUAAAAUCACCGGUGAAAAAGAUCGAACCUGAUGUUUGGUUCGAUUGGCUUGUGAGUGGAGCUGCCUAUGGAAGUCUAUUGUUCCUCAUACACUGGAUAUUCGGGGAGGUCUCACUUGUUUCACGGUGGGCAGUGAGUGGCCACCCAGAUACUGGACCAGAUCCAAAUCCUUAUGGAGGUGUGAUUUUGGUUGGCCUGGCUAUUGGUGUGAUGUUAUCAUUUUGGGCCUCUGUCGACACCAUUGCCUUUUGGCUAAUAGGAGUCACAUCAGCAAUUUGUCUCUUUUACCUUCGGAGGGAAGGAGCAUUUGCUGCUGGAACUGUGUUAGCUGUUUAUGCUAUGUCACUCUGGCCCCACACAAUUGAACAUCUCGUCAGUUCUGGGGGUCCUGGAAAAGCCUUGGGCACGGCAAUGUUGGUGUAUUUGCUGGAGAUUCUUGGUACAGUGUGGUGUACAGCUUACAACUUUGUACCUGGAGGUGCCAUCACAAGAGAAAAAACUAUGGUGGUUUUGGGAACGCUGAUGCAUUUGAUUGGUUUGGGAUUAUUCUUUGGUAAACGGCCUAAAUUAUUCCUAACGGAAAGCAGAAACGCGGCUCCACUCUUGAUGAAGUAUGUCAAACAAUCACUUUGGCUGUUUGUAGGUUUGGGACUGUUAGGAUUAGGUCAACGAUUUAUAUUGUAUCAGAAGAAAUUACACAACUCAGUGGGUAUCCCGUCUGUGAAGAAAGAUUUCUCAGCUAUGAUAUGGUCUUACAGAUUUGGGUAUGACAAUCAAGGUUGGCCAAGUUUAGAAAGAUCUGCCGAGCUUAUCGAACAAACAGGUGCUGACUUAAUUACCAUAUUGGAAAGUGAUGGCUCUAAACCUUUCCUUGGAAAUAACGAUCUCACCAUGUGGCUGGGAGAGAAGUUGGGAUUUUACACGGAUUUUGGUCCAAGCACAAAAGAUCACACCUGGGGAACAAUGGUUUUGUCAAGAUACCCUAUCAUCCAGUCCAAGCACCACUGCCUUCCAUCCCCAGAAGGAGAGGUUGCUCCUGCCAUUUCAAUGACAGUCAACAUGGCAGGGAACCUUGUCGAUUUGGUUGUUGCUCACUUUGGCAAUGAUCAGGAUGAUUUAGACAGGAAGUUGCAGGCAGAGUAUGUUUCUAAUAUACUGAAGGAUAUCUCACAACCUGUUAUAUUUUUGGGUUACAUUACUUCUGAACCAGGCUCCAGAGACUACCAACAGCUUCAGAAUAUUGGAAACGUGAAGGACAUAGAUCAAAGUGAUCAACAUAGAUGGUGCGAGUACAUCAUGUAUCGUGGACUAAUAAGGUUGGGCUAUGCCCGCAUUUCACAUGGUGGUCUAAGUGAUACGGAAGUCCAGUUAGGGAAAUUUCGGAUUCCUGAUGACCAAAAUCAUUAUGAAGAUAAUAACAAGGUUGAAACUGAUCCUGAAAAAGUACCUGAAGAAAUUCACUUUAACCCCAGGUUUGGAUCCUUUAAGAUCGGACACAACUAUGAACACAUUCACCACUUUCAUAUGAACACCCCAAAGUACUUUCUUCAUCUGAAUGAAAAAAGGGAAAAUAAAAUACAUACAUGAUUGCAUUAAUAAAUAUAGGAAACUUUUUAAUAUGCAUUGAAUAUUUCUACAUGUCAGUGAGGUUACAUAACUCUUUAUGAAGAAUCUUACUGUGUUGACAGAAACUUUAGAAACUACCUACAAGAACAAUGUUUUAUAAUAGAAUCCAUAGCAUUUAUUACUAAAAUGAGAGCUUGUGACCUCUUUCAUAACAAACUAUGUUAGUGAUUAUUCGUUGCUUCCUAUUAUGUUCCACAAACCUUUCCAAUGCCUCUAAUUGUAUUUAUUCUUGUAUAAGCUGAACAAACUAUAGAAGAAAAUCAAAAAUACACAAACAGUUAUAAAACUUCCUUAUUGUUACCUCCAUGAACUUGGAAAUGUUAUAAUCAUUAAU
Messenger RNA from Mobula hypostoma (lesser devil ray), 2682 nucleotides. RefSeq names its product PGAP2-interacting protein-like. The transcript has 16 exons. Gene Ontology annotation, biological process: GPI anchor biosynthetic process. Bases 180 to 2309 code for a protein of 709 amino acids. Lineage: Eukaryota; Metazoa; Chordata; Chondrichthyes; Myliobatiformes; Myliobatidae. Gene Ontology annotation, cellular component: endoplasmic reticulum. The record is from RefSeq and is a predicted model, not a curated record.